AAGCCGAAAUGCAUGAUGGGAUUGCAUAAAGCUUUGCUUGAGUACAUUAGCAUUAUAAACAAAGCCCAAGUGUACUCACAAUGAAUUUCGUUGUCUGCUAAAUUGCACAAUUUCUUUAAUUUUUCUUUACUUCAGAGUAAUGCCCGUGGAAGUGGAGAGGAAGUUUGUGUGUGACUCAGAUAUCCUAGAGAAGCUGAAGGACAUUAGAGCUGUAUGUUUGGGUCGGUAUGAAUUUAAAGAUCAGUACUUCGACACAGCAGACUUCACACUGACCCUAAAAGAUUUCUGGCUGAGAAAACGUGAAGGAUCAUGGGAGCUAAAACGGCCCACAUCAUCAAAUUUGAAUGCAGAGACAAGGGCAAAGGAUGUGUGCACUAAUUACAGAGAGAUCACAGAUGUGCUUCAGAUCAGAGUUGAGCUUAUGUCUAUCAUCGGCAUUUAUGCAGAACACACCGCAGAGUCCUUACAGAAAGAGCAAGAUGAAGAUGUUCAUGCUGAGUUUCAAAAGUGGGUGCAGGAAAUGAAGCUGGAGUGUUUUGCGGAGUUCACCACCGUGCGGCAUUCUUAUACACUGGAAUACGAAGGUGAUGACAGAAGUGUACGGGUCGAUCUGGAUCAGGCCGAUUUUGGCUACUGUGUCGGAGAGAUUGAAGUCCUUGUUUCGGAAGCGGACGAGAUGACGUCUGCGAUGCAGAGUAUCGAGAAGAUGGCUCAAAAAUUAGGUAUCGGAGGUGAGCAGAAAACCAAGGGGAAAAUGGAGGUGUAUCUUCAGAGAUUUCGGCCAGAUCACUAUGCUGCGCUUCUUAAAGCUCACGUACUGUGAAGUAACUAACUAACAUUUUAUUCAUUAAUUAUAAUGAGAAUGAAUAUGUCUAUAAUAAAAUGAAAAUGAUUGAAGCUUGAGCAAAAACAGUAUAAACUGUUGAGUUGAGGGAAUGUUUGUGGAUUUGGGGACUUUUUCCCCAACACAUUAAUGGAAAGUAUUCUUAAGCAUGUCAACCAACAUUCCUGUAUCCGUGUUUUAUUAAAUAUCAUGUACGCACAUUUGAAAUCCCGAUACAACUUCUUUCAGGACUCUGAAUGAAUGCGCGUUGGAUUGUUUAAAGUUAAAGUUUUGGAAAGAUUGUCAGAACACUGAAUAGUGAGCGUUUAAAUAAUAUUAGAGAUUGGGAAAUAAAAGAAACUGUAAUGUGUA
Tachysurus fulvidraco (yellow catfish) is the source of this 1195-nucleotide messenger RNA. RefSeq names its product thiamine triphosphatase (gene thtpa). Gene Ontology annotation, molecular function: magnesium ion binding; thiamine triphosphate phosphatase activity. The transcript has 3 exons. NCBI's taxonomy places the organism in Eukaryota, Metazoa, Chordata, Actinopteri, Siluriformes, Bagridae. Bases 140 to 823 code for a protein of 227 amino acids. Gene Ontology annotation, biological process: dephosphorylation; thiamine diphosphate metabolic process. The record is from RefSeq and is a predicted model, not a curated record.